Molecule: messenger RNA, 788 nt
Organism: Desarmillaria tabescens
Lineage: Eukaryota; Fungi; Basidiomycota; Agaricomycetes; Agaricales; Physalacriaceae
Exons: 3
Source: RefSeq, a predicted model, not a curated record
CCUUAUACCGGUACCACCACGACCCGUCACAUAAAAUACGAUAGCAGAAGACGACACGAAGCCUCCGCCACCCACCCCACCUCCAUCGUACUCUCAGUCUACCUCGACUAGUGUCACGGUCGUCGAACAUCCUGGGCCCCUACCCAGCGGUCUUGCGAGCACAGUCGCGGCCACGUCGACGGCGCCAUUUCCAUCAAUGUUCACCCCGCCGAACGUGCAGCGUUCGCAUCAUGUGCAGCAUUCUCGCUUUGGGCCUACCCCGCCACAGGAGUUGCACCUCCCGUACGCGUAUUAUGAUCCGAGGUCGGAGUACUCGGUCGCCAUGGCUGACCACCGUGCAAGGAUGAGAUUCCUUGGUGCAGUUUUAUAUGCAGCUGGCGUUUGGGUUCUCUUUGGUGUUUUGGCGGGAUGGUGGGGACAGGCGUGGAGUGAGUGACUGGGUCGUCUCGUAUGGGUGGUGUAUUUUUAGAUGGAUAUCAUGGGCGAGGGUAAAUUCUGGUAUAUUAUAUUUCAUCUUUCACGACAUGCUUGCAUUUGGACUGUAUCACUAUAAUUCUACAUGGGGACUUGUAAUAUGCGUACUAAUGCCGGACUUCCUUUCCACAAACUUGAAGCUCAUUCAAAAAUAAUGGCUGUCAGUUGACAUUUCAAAGGUUUCUACAGCAUGUAAUUUAACGGUUUAGCUGUACAGAGGCUGUUAAUAUCGCCCGUUCUUCUCGUUGUUCAAUACAACAACUAUCUACAGCAUAUCACUCGCCCCAUAUAAGCCUUACCGCCCCAAGAAUGUA